AUGGAUCCUCAACAACCUGGACAAGGCAGCACAAAAAUUUCAGUAUUCGGAUUAUCAUACAAAACUAACGUUAAUGACAUCUACAAGGCUUUUUCGAAAUUUGGAACUCUCGUUGAAUGUAAAUUAAUUUUAAAUGAAAAUAAUGAAUCAAGAGGGUUCGCAUUCCUAUCGUACAAAACCCAAAAAGAAGCCCAAUAUGCAAUUGACUGCACGAACGGAAAGCGAUUUGAUGGUGGAAUGUUAAAAAUUCAAUGGUCGCGUCCAAAAGACCAAGUUCAGCCAUCUACUAGCAACAGUUCAACUACACAUUCUAACACAAAAGAAAGAAAAGUUAAUUUUCAAUCGUUCCAAAAACAAAUUGAACAAGAAUUAACAACAACAUACAAACCACACAGAUACGAGAAAAAUAUGAAUUCGAAAGUAUGA
This is a messenger RNA of Trichomonas vaginalis G3, 426 nucleotides long. RefSeq names its product translation initiation factor protein. The record is from RefSeq and is a predicted model, not a curated record. The transcript has a single exon. Gene Ontology annotation, molecular function: RNA binding. NCBI's taxonomy places the organism in Eukaryota, Parabasalia, Trichomonadida, Trichomonadidae. The coding region runs from base 1 to 426 and encodes 141 amino acids.